Molecule: messenger RNA, 3255 nt
Organism: Humulus lupulus (European hop)
Lineage: Eukaryota; Viridiplantae; Streptophyta; Magnoliopsida; Rosales; Cannabaceae
Product: myosin-9
Exons: 25
Coding region: 127-3255 (1042 amino acids)
Biological process (GO): actin filament organization; vesicle transport along actin filament
Cellular component (GO): actin cytoskeleton; cytoplasm; vesicle
Molecular function (GO): ATP binding; microfilament motor activity; actin filament binding
Source: RefSeq, a predicted model, not a curated record
GGCUUGCCGAUUAAUAUUAUUGUUGGUUCUCAUGUUUGGGUUGGAGAUCCAGAAUUGGUCUGGGUUGAUGGACAAGUUUCAAACAUUGAUGGAGAGGAAGCUGAGAUUCAAACUAGCAAUGGAAAGAUGGUUGUUGCAAAAGUUUCAAAAGUAUAUCCAAAAGAUAUGGAAACUCCUACAGAUGGAGUAGAUGACAUGACUAAGCUAUCUUACUUGCAUGAACCUGGGGUUCUGCAUAAUUUGGCAACCAGAUAUGAGAUCAACGAAAUUUAUACUUACACUGGGAACAUUCUCAUAGCCAUAAAUCCAUUUCAAAGCCUUUCCCAAUUGUAUGAUGCAUACAUGAUGGAACUGUACAAGGGAGCUCCAUUUGGAAAACUAGGUCCUCAUGUAUUUGCCAUAGCUGAUUUUGCUUAUAGGCAGAUGGUCAAUGAGGGAAAGAGCAAUUCUAUUCUGGUAAGUGGCGAAAGUGGCGCUGGUAAGACCGAGACAACUAAAAUGCUUAUGCGCUACCUUGCCUUCGUUGGUGGCCGUUCUGCAGCUGAAGGAAGAACAGUUGAGCAGCAAGUUUUAGAAUCGAAUCCAGUUCUUGAAGCAUUUGGCAAUGCCAAAACUAGCAGAAAUAACAAUUCCAGUCGCUUUGGGAAAUUUGUAGAGAUUCAGUUUGACAAGCGUGGUAGAAUAUCAGGAGCAGCCAUUAGGACUUACCUUUUGGAAAGAUCUCGUGUUUGCCAAAUAUCAGAUCCUGAGCGCAACUAUCAUUGUUUUUAUCGUCUAUGUGCAGCUCCUCCUCAGGAGAGAGAGAAAUAUAAAUUGGGGGAUCCUAGAUCAUUUCAUUAUCUUAAUCAAUCUAAUUGUUAUGAAUUGGUUGGUGUGAGUGAUGCUCAUGAUUAUCUUACAACUAAGAGAGCCAUGGAGAUUGUUGGAAUAAGUGAAAAAGAACAGGAUGCAAUUUUCAAAGUGGUGGCAGCAAUUCUUCAUUUGGGCAAUAUUGAAUUCGCUAGGGGAGAAGAUAAUGAUUCGUCAGUUGUUAAAAAUGAAAUGUCCUUAUUCCAUCUUCAAAUGACAGCAGAACUUCUCAUGUGUAAUCCGAAUGCACUGGAAGAUGCACUUUGUAAGCGUGUAAUGAUUACUCCAGAAGAAGUUAUUAAAAGAAGCCUCGAUCCUGUUGGUGCAACAGUUAGUAGAGAUGGCUUAGCCAAGACAAUAUAUUCUCGGUUGUUUGACUGGUUGGUGGACAAAAUUAAUGAUUCCAUAGGACAAGACCCUUACUCCAACUGUCUGAUUGGUGUCCUUGAUAUCUACGGCUUUGAAAGCUUCAAAAAUAAUAGUUUUGAGCAGUUCUGUAUUAAUUUUACAAAUGAAAAGCUGCAACAACAUUUCAACCAGCAUGUGUUCAAGAUGGAGCAAGAGGAAUACAUAAAAGAGGAAAUCAACUGGAGCUACAUAGGAUAUGUUGAUAAUCAAGAUGUGCUUGAUCUCAUUGAAAAGAAACCAGGUGGGAUUAUUGCUUUGCUUGAUGAAGCCUGUAUGUUUCCAAAGUCAACUCAUGAAACAUUUUCACAAAAGCUUUAUCAGACAUUCAGAGAUCACAAACGCUUCAUCAAGCCAAAAUUGGCUCGAUCAGAUUUUAGCAUAUUGCAUUAUGCAGGAGAGGUUCAAUAUCAAUCUGAUCAAUUUCUCGACAAGAACAAAUAUUAUGUUGUUCCUGAACAUCAAGAUUUGUUGAGUUCUUCAAGAUGUUCUUUUGUAGCUGGUUUAUUUCCUUCACUUUCCGAUGAGUCAGCUAAAUCUUCAAAGUUUUCUUCUAUUGGUUCCCGUUUUAAGCUACAACUGCAACAACUGAUGGAAAUAUUAAAGUCUACAGAGCCCCACUACAUCAGAUGUGUUAAGCCAAAUGAUCUUUUAAGACCUUCGAUUUUUGAUAACAUGAGCAUCAUGCAACAAUUACGUUCUGGUGGUGUUUUGGAAGCAGUCAGGAUAAAAUGUUCCGGUUACCCUACUUACAGGAGCUUUUUUGAAUUUUUAACUCGAUUUGGCAUCCUGGCACCAGAGGUUUUAAAAGGAAACUGUGAUGAGAAGGUUGGAUGCGAACAGAUUUUGGAAAAGAUGGGGCUCAGUGGCUAUCAGAUAGGCAAAACAAAGGUUUUCUUAAGAGCCGGCCAGAUGGCUGAGCUAGAUGCACGAAGAACAGAAAUACUUGGGAAGUCUGCUAAGAUUAUACAACUGAAAACUAGAACCAGAAUAGCUCGUAGAAGAUUUGUUUCUAUGCAGAAGGCUUCAAUUGAUGUACAAUCCUUUUGGAGAGGAAAAUUGGCUCGAAAUGUAUACAAGACUAGAAAAAGGGAGGUUGCUGCAGUCAAAAUUCAGAAGAAUUUACGUAGAACCGUUGCCAGAAAAGACUAUCAGCGAAUCAAGUCAUCUGCAAUUGUGUUGCAGACAGGUUUACGGGCAUUGGCUUCUCGUCAUGAUUUUAGAUAUAGAAAGCAAUCUAAUGCAGCCGUUGUUCUUCAGGCUUCUUGGCGUCGGUAUAGAGCUUUCUCGGAUUAUCAGAAUCUUAGAAGAGCUUCAGCCAUAUCUCAAUGCCGAUGGAGGGGAAGAAUUGCCAAUAGAAACACUAGCAAACAAGAUACGAUUGAUGAUAUCAAAGAACCAAAAAGAGAACAGAGAAAAAAAUUGCAACUUAAUCCUAGCAAGGGUGAAGAAUCAGAUUUGUUGUUUGAAUGCCAAGUUGCUCAGCAAGAGAUUGAAUCAUCUGAUCCUAUUGUUGAAGAACCUUCUAGUCUUGAUGAUGCUACAAAGGUUGGGAUCCUCACUGCUGAAGUCAAAAGUUUGAAGGCCAUGCUAAAUGCAGAAAGACGACGAGCUAAUGAUUGUGAAAUGAAAUACAGAGAAGCCCAUGAAUCAAGCGAGGAAAUGUAUAGGAAAUUAGAAGAAAGUGAAAGAACAGUUGAUAAACUCCAGGAUUCCUUGAACAGGAUGAUACGUUGCAUGUCAAACCAAUUUUCCGAGCUGAAAUCGAUCUUGAGUACUUCAUCAAAAUUAAGUUUAACCUCCGGGCUAGCUGUUAGACACAAUGAGGUUGAAGCUUCUUCCAGUAGUUCAGAAUAUUCAUUUAUUGACCCAGAUUUCACUUUUCCAAUGACAAGCUCAACUUCAGUUCCAAACUCUGCUCAGUUAUUCGUUCAGGAUAUCUCCUCAGAUGUUUCAGGAUCUGAAAGUGACAAGGAAGGAGCCUUUGAUGACUAUUUCUAG